AUGAAGAAUGACACCGUCAACACGGGUCUACAGACGGUCCUUCCAAGACCCUGCUGUUCUUCCGCAUCUCCCCAGGAGCGGAACGCCUCACCGACCCUGGUCCCUUUCUAUGGCCUUGCCUUCAUUCAGCAGCCUCGGUCAUGGUGUCGAGCUGCUGAAGUCCCACCCCGAACUCUUACACUCGGAGAAGAACUUGACUUUUUGGUGAAGCUCAGCGAAUCAUGCGGAAGCGCCUACUGUGGACAAGAGACUCGGAAGGGCAGUGAUAAACUUGAACUCGCCCUUCUUUCUCACGCGUGGGACGGAGCCCUGGACGGUGGGCACGGCCCUCCUGGGACCCCAGGCGGGACCUCUUUUCUUAAAAAUCCCAGCCCAAAACCUUCUGCGUCCAAGAAGGAAGAGUCAGAGGGACCGUCGUGGGCCCUGCGUUCACUCUGGGGAAAUCAAGGUGGAAGGGGACAGCAGCAAAAGCAGCCCACCAGCACCCACCACGGCAACCAGGAGGAGCCCGACCAGGGUCCAUCCAGAGACAGGCUGGACAACAUGGCCGUCAAAACAGACAGGCAGACAGAAACUCAGAGAGCUGAUGGAAACCAAGUAAGCAAAGCCAGGAGAGCGAAGACGGGCAAGGGGAGUCUUCAGAGUCAGGUGCCACCAUGGAAGCGGCAGGAACCUCACAGAAUCCACAGGGUUGUGGCCAGGAGAUUAGAGAAGACCUCGGAAGUGAAGAGGAAGAGAAUACAGAAUAGAACUCCAACGACGAGAGAAGACGACAGACGUGGAAGACAGAGGGCGCCACACGCACCCACCCAGGGGGAACCUGAGAGAAGAACAGAACAGAGAACAGAGAUAAACACUCAGAAGGCGUCAAGGAAACGCUGGUGAGACAAAGUCUUGAACUCUAUGUUGAAUGGGUGCAGGAAAAAUUAUGUAUUUUUAAGGACUAUCUUGCUGAAGAUCUUUAUAAAAGGAAAAACAGCUUAGUGAGGUGGCGCAUGCCUGUAAUCCCAGCAG
Messenger RNA from Sciurus carolinensis (gray squirrel), 1014 nucleotides. RefSeq lists its product as uncharacterized. The record is from RefSeq and is a predicted model, not a curated record. The transcript is spliced from 4 exons. NCBI's taxonomy places the organism in Eukaryota, Metazoa, Chordata, Mammalia, Rodentia, Sciuridae. The coding region runs from base 1 to 885 and encodes 294 amino acids.